AUGCACGUCACGCACAAAAUUUCCACAGCCACUGUGGUGUAUACCACGGCGAGUGGCGCAUUUACCGCGGGGAAGAACAGCACUUCGUCGCUCUCAAGCUGCUUUCACCGUAUCCACCAACAUCGAUGCGGCGACAUCUUCGCCGUCUCGUCCCCCGCGAACGACUCGCACAUGCCCGCGACAUUCCUCGACCACGAUAUCUCCGCCAAUGGACCCUCGAGCCACCCUACCGACGCGGCAACCGCGUACACCCCGCCUUCAUCUCCGCGACGCGAGACGGUCAACCUCGAGGCGACCCCGUCUGGCCUCGUCCAGUGGCUCUUUGAUCCCCCGCACGCGACUCUACCACCGAGGAACCCCGCGGAGGACGAUCGACUCGCCUCUGCACUGAGGAGAGUCACGCACAGUGCGCUGUUUGGUCCUGCUUCCGAUCCACGAUGCACCGGGCUCGCACAAGCGCGGGGGACACGGGUGGCGACGACACCGCUGCGUCUGCUUAGAGUUCCGCGUUUAUUUGGCGUGGCGUGGCGCAUAGCAACGCAAAACGCGCCUGAUCUAGACGCGGUUUCUGCAAAAACUGUAGUUCGACGCAAUGUUGCCCCAGAACAUGAUGCUUCAGGUGCACUCCAGACGGGAGUGUCUGGCGGCUUGAUGAAAGGACGACGCGCGUACACCGUGCGCUGUCUGUACAUCUCCGGUACGCCCUCUUUCCGCGGAUUCCUCCUUUUCCCCGCCGACGUGCUAGUUAUGCUCGACACAUCAAGACUACUCCCAGACCUCGCUGUCGUCGUCACCCCUGGAUCCUACCCACCAGCCCAUCUCCAAGGCCACCUCUCCCAAUCUCUCGAGGGGAUGGACGCCUUCAUUAUGGGUGGAGAUACCCGGAUGGGGAAGAGUACUGUGGAAGAGAGCGGGAAGCCGCUGCGCGCCCAGGCCAGUGGAUGUUGCAGCGUACACUUCCCCGCCGCGUUACGAGGGCAUCAGUUGGACAUCGGUUGGUUUCACAUGCGAUGCUACGACCACGUCUCAUCGGCGAAACGCUUCUUUGGCGUGCACAAGCCUUUGCUCGCCGUGCGUGGAGUCUCGAUACCGAGCAGGGAUGCCUCUGAGGCACCGGGAACUCUGUACAUGCACUUCUAUUGCGGUGGGGCUCAAAGCCUCGAAGGUCGCGUACUGGUUGCGUAUCAUCGGACGUUCAGCACUGCGAUUUCGAGCGAAGAGGCGAGUGGAGUGUGGAGGCUCCCGCCUACGGCGACCAACAUCACUCCGGCGAGCUUGCACGUCGACAACUCCGGCUUCGCCCUCAAACACCUUGGCGACUACCGCGCCCGUGACAAUGAGCCAAAGAAGCUUUAG
Molecule: messenger RNA, 1356 nt
Organism: Epithele typhae
Lineage: Eukaryota; Fungi; Basidiomycota; Agaricomycetes; Polyporales; Epitheliaceae
Exons: 16
Coding region: 1-1356 (451 amino acids)
Source: RefSeq, a predicted model, not a curated record